This is a messenger RNA of Syngnathoides biaculeatus (alligator pipefish), 1120 nucleotides long. RefSeq names its product retinol binding protein 4, plasma (gene rbp4). NCBI's taxonomy places the organism in Eukaryota, Metazoa, Chordata, Actinopteri, Syngnathiformes, Syngnathidae. Gene Ontology annotation, biological process: retinol transport. The record is from RefSeq and is a predicted model, not a curated record. The transcript is spliced from 6 exons. The coding region runs from base 144 to 725 and encodes 193 amino acids. Gene Ontology annotation, molecular function: retinol transmembrane transporter activity; retinol binding.
GCUUUUUUUUUUUUGGGUGCGGGGCGUAUGGGAGGUUCUGGGUCUCGGCGAGUCAUUAUGCAACCGCAGCCAACGGUAUAAAAGCCCCUCGGCGGCCCUCAUCUGGGGGAGCUGACUUUGGCUGUUUGCUAACAAGAAGCAGAAUGCUGCAAUACGUGGUGUCCCUGUGUUUCCUGGCCCUGGCUUGGGCGCAGGACUGCCAAGUGGCCAACAUUCAAGUCAUGCAGAACUUUGACAGGACCAGGUACGCGGGGACGUGGUACGCAGUUGCGAAAAAGGACCCCGAAGGUCUGUUCCUCAUCGACAACAUCGUGGCCCAGUUCAUCGUCGCCGAAGACGGCUCGAUGACCGCCACCGCGAAGGGCAGAGUCAUCAUCCUCAACAACUGGGAGAUGUGCGCCGACAUGAUCGCCACCUUUGAGGAAACCCCCGAGCCCGCCAAGCUCAGGAUGAAGUAUUGGGGAGUCGCGGCCUACCUGCAGACUGGAAAUGACGACCACUGGGUCAUCGACACAGACUACGACAACUACGCCAUCCACUACUCCUGCAGACAGCUGGAUGCGGACGGCACCUGUCUGGACAGCUACUCCUUCGUCUUCUCCAGACACGUGACGGGUCUGAGGACGGAGGACCAGCCCAUCGUCACCCAGAAGAAGAACCAACUGUGCCUACUGGGCAAAUACAGACGCGUGGUACACAACGGUUUCUGCGACAGCAGCAGUUGAUCUAUUCCCGCUGAGGGACUUUCUCAUUGAAGCCCCCGCGAGAGGGAUUGUGCGCCCCGCACCGGAGCUCCCUCGACUUUCCGUGUUCAAACGAAAGACAGCCUUUUCCUUUAUAAAAAAAAAAAAAACAAAAAAAACAGAAAAUGUCAAAAGCGUUACAUUUAUGAAAUCACAUCUUCCCAAAUGUCUUUAAACACUCGCAUCCUCUACCGCAAAAAGCUUCUUCCUAUUACUUGCAGAUGCAAGCUUCCCCAUUGCAUCAGCCCCCCCCAAAUAUAUAUAUUGAUAAUAUACCAUAUGUUUUUCAAGUGAGGCUGAUCUCUCAUCCGCAGGAGAAUACCUCUGAAGAGUCUACCUGCAAUGUUUACAAGUGGGGAGAGGGUGGGGUGGUGUUG